UCAACUUCCUGAAAGCACCGGGAUUUGGAAACCACACGUUUGCCACAGCCAAAAGAUGUUUUCACUUCUUUUGCGUGGAAUGGCAUCCUUAAAAAGAUCCUUAGGCAAAAAUUCUAAAUCGUUGACAAUAUUUCUAACACUGUUUGCAUUAAUUUCACAAUCUAUUGGGAUUGGUGAGGUCAUAUGGGCUGUGAAUGCAGGAGGUGAAGCUCACACUGAUGUUCACGGUAUUGUUUAUGAAGCUGAUCCACUGGAGCAAGACAAAGUUGGCAUAUCCUCAGAUUAUGGCAAAACAUUGAUGAUAGGCCGUGUAAACCCCCAAGAUCAAAUUUUAUAUCAAACAGAGCGAUAUCACAUGUCAAAUUUUGGAUAUGAAAUUCCAAUAAAAGGAAGUGGUGAUUUUACCUUGGUUUUGAAAUUUUGUGAAGUCUGGUUUACAUCUCCAAACAAAAAGGUUUUUGAUGUAGCAUUGAACGGAGAACACACUGUUGUACAUGAGUUGGACAUAUUUUCCAAAGUUGGACGAGGGGUUGCACACGAUGAAAUCAUUCCUUUUUCAGUUAGAAGUGGGAAGCUGAAAGUUAAUGGUGAAACAUCAACAAUCAUUGAUCAGAAAAUAAGCUUAGACUUUAUUAAGGGUGAUGCUGACAAUCCAAAAGUAAAUGCAGUAUUUGUAAUGAAAGGAACAAUUGAUGACAUUCCAAAGUUACCUCCCUUGCCUGGAACUGAAACACAGAGAGACUUUGAUGAUGAAGAGGAAGAAGUGGAAGAAAUUGACCAACAGAAACCAAAGAAAAGAAAACCCUCAGGGCCCAAAGUAAAAGAUCCAUAUGCAGCAGAUGAUACAAGUAGUAUCUUAUUACCUGUUUUUGUUGCAGUCGGAGCAUUCUUUCCAUUAUUGUUUUGUUUAUGUAAAUUGUGAUGAUUUCAAAAUUAGGUUAUUAUCUAUUUUGUUUUGAUCAUUCUUUUUCUGUCGGUUGGGAUGUAUUUAAGUUAUUAAUUCUGAUAAAUUUAUUAAAUUCUGUCAUUAGUCAUGUUAGUUUUAUAAAAAAAGGAUGCAUCCUGUAGUUAUGAAAAAAACUUGGUUUCUGCGUAUGAGGAAGCAGGAUCAUAUUUUCCAGUAUUUUAUAAGAAACAUUUUUCUUUCAUUUUUUGACAAAACAUCUGAUGUGAUUUUUUUUUAGAAAUUUCAGAGCAAAGGUACAAUUAAAAAAAAAUCGUUUUGAAUAAUAUUUUCUGCUACGCAAACUUUAACAUGUAACAGAAAUGAGUUCGUAAAUGCUGUUGCAUUAUUUUUCAAACUAAUUAUUCACAAAAAAAAUCAUUGCUUUAAUAAUUUGAUACGAUUUUUUAAAUAGAAAUAUUGCUUUAUAUCAUGUUUUUUUUUAUGUUGUUUUGAUGCCCGAAAUUUCCUGAUGUGACGCAUCUUCAAUUUAUUGUGCAAUGUUAAUGUUUAUUGUUGUAUUUUUUUAUUUUUGCAUAGUUUAUCUAUAAGUGUAAAAAGUAGGUUUCGUCUAGUUAUCUGAUUCAGGACUGUUUUAUAUUAACCUAUGUGGGAUCCAGAGAAGGCACUUCUAAAUCUCAACUAGGGUUUGGUGUCAUAUCCUUUUAUUGUAAAGUGAAAAUGUAAGUGACUUUCUAAAAUUGCCUCUGUAGAGGGUUCUCUGUAGGUGGUCACCCUAUUUUCAAAGUGCAUUCCAUGGUACAUGUAUGUUUUGAUUGAACACAGUCCUCAUUAUGUUUUGUUUAUAUUAGAUGUGCAAUUAGAUAUUUAUCUUAGAUUUACUAUCAGAUUUAUCUAAAGUAUAUAUUUACUUUAUAUAUUGAAAAAAGUCCUAACAUUUCUAAAUCAUUGACAGGAAAAAUGUCUCUUAUGUAGAAUAAAUACCAAACUAACAAAAUUUUAAACAUUCGAACAAUGGAAGGAAAAAUUUUUACAUAUUAUUUGAUGUAAAAAUGAAAUGUUUUCUAAUUUGCUGUUUCAGAAUCUAAUGCAUUCUGGGUAAUAAUUUCAAAAGUGUACACCAAAAUGUUGCGAUUAGUUAAAACGUUCUAAACCAAUGACGUGACGAUAUUUUCAUAUGGGGUACGAACAAUAAGAUUACCCAUUGUCCUUUAGAUUCUGUAACGGCCAAUUCAGGGUUGAUUGAAUCACGCGUGUACAAGAAAUAAUGUUAAUAACAAAUUAACCUAUCAUAACAUUAAAGAUUUUAUAUUUCAAUUAGUUCUCGAUUGACUAACAAAUAAUUCCAUUCCUUUUUCAUCAAUUUAUGUUGAUUUUGAAUUCAGUAAAGUACCAAAUUCAAAAUAACACACUAAAUGCUUUAAGUGUCCAAAUGAAUUAUAUGACUAUGUCACCUUCUUUAGAUAUAGCAAUAACAUGAUAACAUUUAAUAUCAUUAAGGUUUUUUUUAAUCUAAAUUACUAUGGGUUAUUUUAUUUUUCAUACCCACAAAUGUAAAUAGAGUCAUAUCAUUGGUUGAAUUUCCAUUGUUUAUGAUGUUGUUAUCCAAUCACAAUGUUAAGUCGUAAUUUUUGAAAUUAUUACCCACAAUUCUCAAGAUUCUGUAAUGGCCAAUUGCAAGCAGAUUUUAAGAGACAAAAAACGUUCUAAUAUUUGGUACUGUAUAAGUUUUAAACUUAUUUUUGUUUAAUUGCAUAAUAUGUACAAAACAAAAAACCGUUAUCUUUAAAAAAAAAUAAAAAGCUGUUUAUAAAAUAAUCCAUUGAUUACAGAAAACAUAUCUUGAUCUUAUAAAAUCAUGAAAGUAAAUCAUAGCAAAGAUACUAAAAAAUUUGAUAAUGUGUUACCAUCAUGUACAGUAGUUUAUAAUGUGUUGCUAUCAUGAUCUGUAUUCAAUAAGAUUUGUUAAUUUUAGUUUUCUCUAUUAUAAGCUUGUAUAAUGUUUUAAAUAUUACAUAGUAUGUUUAUAUUGUUGAAAAAUAUAUAUGCAAAUUUGAUAAUGGAUUGAAAAGGAAACCUCUUUUUUUUGUACUGUUUGUAGCAAUUGCACAUCUAUUCUGUAUUUUUUUUUCAAUAGAUGUAUCCUAAAUUACUUGUAUUAUAUGUAUUAACAGUAUUGUCCAUUACACUGCGUUAGUAAAGUGGAAAGUGCAAGUUAACAUUUCUCAAUAAAAUCAUUCAUAUUAGUGAAUUAAUUUUGAUUGAAUACACACCAUAUUUACCUCUUCUUUGUUAUUUCACAAAUGAUUUUAACUUAAGAAAUUCUUAUUUAAAUACAAAGUUAUUUUCUUUUAUGGAAUAGCUUUUUUAAUAUGUUUUCCUUUACAAAACAAACUUCAAUCCUCAUAGUGUCUAAGUUAAGCCAUGUGUUCCUUAGUAUUAAUUACACAAUACACUUAUCCAUUGAUACACAAGUAAUGAUAAGGAUUCUAUUGUUUUUUAAGUUAUUGGCAGUUAAUGUGGUGUGUCCGUUUUUAGAGUUCGUCAUCUUAAUACAAUGUAUGCACACAAAUAGUAAAAUUUACACAUAUUAAUACUUAUAUUGUUAAAAGAUAUUUAAUUUGUUUCAGUAUUGAAAUUGUAGUGAUUUUUUCCUUAGCUGUAAUAAAUACUGAAAAUCAUCUAUUGGGUAGUUAGAACUAGGGAUAUUCUCCAUGUUAUUUAUUCUGAACUGUCAUACCAAAUUGAUUUCAUCCAUUAUUUUGAUAAUCCUGAUAAUACCAAAGCAAUUUUUUUUAUAUAUGGAAAUUUCAAGCAUGCUCCAAUUGUUUAAAAGGGCAAUCAAACCACAUUUCCUUUUUGUUUAUAUCUAAGUAUCCAUUUUACAUAAAUACGAAAGCCUAUCUUAUAACAUUAUGUGCAAUGCAUUGAUAAGAGUUUUCAUAAAUGAAAUAAAUGUGGCAUGUUUGAUCUCACUUUCAGUAUAAAUAAAUGUGGCAUGUUUUACCUUUCUUUCAGUUUAAAUAUAUGAAUGUGUAUAGUUUUAAGAAGAAAAGAUCAUGGUACAUGAGAUAAAGAAAAUUUUAUUUUGUUUAUUGGUAUAUACAUUUUCUUACGAGUCCCAAAAAUAGAUUAUGCAUAAUCUACUUUGUAUUAAACAUUGAUGCAUUGUUACUGACUUAAAACACUGUUCUCUUCAAGAAUGUGGGUGAAUAAAUAGGAAGUUGUAUGCUUAUAUUUAGAGGUUCCUAAUCUUAUUUGAGUUGAUAUAUUUUAUAAGAAUUAAUGUACAGGAAAAAGAAAUGGCUAAAAAAUAUUUUAAAAAAAUAUACCACAUUCUGAUUUGCUGUUUUGAAUUUUUAUUGAAAUUGUUAAAGGUACAGGUUUGCAAAUAAGGUAUAUAGUUGGUAAUAAUAAAGAGUUAGGUUUCACUAAUAUGGAAGGGGAAAUAACUCUUUACCACAAGUAAGGGUAAUUACUCUUUUCUGUCAUAAAAUUUAUAAGGCAGUGUGACAUUAAAAAAAACUAUUUUGUUAACCUAAUUGCUGGGUACCUUUUUUAAAAUUUGCAUGGCAUUAUAAGGAUGAAUUUUGAAUAAUAAGUAAUCAUCAACCAAUCAUAUUUUAUAUAGAAUUGAUGAAUAUGAAAUUCUAUGAUCACCAUUUGUGAGUGUUGUCCAAUUGUUUGUGGUUGUAAAUAGAUAUUGGAGGUGAAAGUUUAUAGUUUUGUAAAUUUGAUUAUUGUUAAAGAUAUAAUAUGGAUUAAAAGAUUUUGAUGUAUAUUUUGUGAAAGAACGGUUUGGAAAUGUUAUAUAAAAAGCAAACCACUGUUGUUUCAUUUUAAGUAAAUUUGACAUCAAUGGAAACUGAGUAUGACUCCUUAAAGUUGUAAUAUAAUCUAUAUUCAAUAGUGAGAUUGUAAGUAAAGAAGUCAGAUAUAUGUUAGAGUGAGCGAUGUAAGAGCUUCAAUAAAUAUCAUUAUAUAGACCCAAAGCAACAAUCUCAAUCAUUAAAAUAGAUACGAUUCUUGAUGAUAAUAAUAAGAUCUAAAUAUUAUGUUUUUGUUUGAUAUAUACAAUAAAGUUUCCCAAAUUUGUCUCUCAUACUUCUAUAGAUGGGGAGAUAUUUUGGUAUUCUUUUGGUUAAAAAAAAUUAAGACUGUUUGAAAGCUCCAUAAAAUGUUUUCAUACUUUCAGAAUAAAAUGGAUUCCAAAUCUUUAAAUUCAAUUUAAUCUAAAGCAUAAUAUAAACAUAGAAUUAGCUUUAACAAAACUAUAUGGAACAUUUUUUAUUGUUGACUGAAAUUUUAUGUUGUUAAAUAGAUUUUUUUACCUUCGGAAUGUAAACUUUACUAGCUUUAUUUAAAGGCAUUGAACUUUUCUUGGUUAUGGUUAAAAUGUCUUAGUUUGUUAAUUUAAUAACAAAAGAUUUAAAUGAAUAAAUCCAAAGUUCUUAUGUGAAUAUAUUCUUUUUUUGUAUUUUAACUAGUACAUAGAUCUACAUUUUGCUGCAUUUAAAGACAAAAUUGUGUUUUUUGACCUGUCCAUAACUUUUAGUGUUCAUAUUUUAAGUAAACAGGGAGACAGGACUGUUAUUUAGUCAUAACUUAAUUUUUCUUUACUUUAAACUUUGUAGAUGUAAUAGAAUUUGUUUUAAGAUUUGAGAUAUAUAAUUGAAAAUUAGUUACUUUCUAACUGAAUGUUUUUUCAUAUGACACAUUUACACUAAAGAGUUAGCUUAAUUUAUAAGUUUAUUGCAUUCUGCUUAAACACUGGUUCAGGAAACUUAGGAGAAAAGACAAUAGAGAUACAGCACCCACUGUUUAUACAUAUAAUGAAAUUACUUUUAAAAACAAUAAUUAUCCAACUUCUCUAUCAUUCCACAAUACAAAUGUAAAUGUGUGAUUCUCAUUUCAGUGUGUAACACACAUGUAUGUCUAUUUCAGUGUGUAACACAUAUGUAUUUCGAUUUCAGUGUGUAACACACAUGUAUGUCAUUUUUUACAGAAUUAUGUGUGAAUCUUAAUUUCCUAAUAUAUUUUAUGUGAAAAUGUUGGAUGAAUGUGUUUGUGAAAGUAUUAUGAAAUGAGGGAAUAAAAGUCAUUUAAAAAGUGUUA
Mytilus californianus (California mussel) is the source of this 6019-nucleotide messenger RNA. Its product is annotated as malectin-A-like. NCBI's taxonomy places the organism in Eukaryota, Metazoa, Mollusca, Bivalvia, Mytilida, Mytilidae. The record is from RefSeq and is a predicted model, not a curated record. The coding region runs from base 56 to 922 and encodes 288 amino acids. Gene Ontology annotation, molecular function: carbohydrate binding. The transcript is spliced from 4 exons. Gene Ontology annotation, cellular component: membrane.